Messenger RNA from Mercurialis annua (annual mercury), 1759 nucleotides. Its product is annotated as UDP-D-apiose/UDP-D-xylose synthase 2. NCBI's taxonomy places the organism in Eukaryota, Viridiplantae, Streptophyta, Magnoliopsida, Malpighiales, Euphorbiaceae. Bases 16 to 1356 code for a protein of 446 amino acids. The record is from RefSeq and is a predicted model, not a curated record. The transcript has 9 exons. Gene Ontology annotation, molecular function: carboxy-lyase activity.
UAGAACCCAAAAUGAAUGAGCACCUCUCUCUCGAACAAUGAUAUAUCAUCACCACUUUCCUUUUCCCUCCUUUCCCUCUAUACAUACUACAUCUUCUCUUCUUCUUUCUUCUUAACCCGCGCUCAUUUCACACUCCGGCGCACAUUACCACCGCCACCGCCACAAUCGCAUUCUGAUUUAGUUUUUUUUGACGAAAUGGCGAAUAGAGUAGAUCUGGACGGGAGGCCGAUAAAGACAAUGACGAUAUGCAUGAUCGGAGCCGGAGGUUUCAUCGGUUCACAUCUCUGCGAGAAGAUACUGAACGAAACGCCGCAUAAGAUCUUGGCUCUUGAUGUGUACAAUGACAAGAUUAAACAUCUUCUUGAACCGGAUUCUUCACUUUGGGCCGAUCGGAUCCAGUUUCAUCGUAUUAACAUUAAGCAAGAUUCUCGAUUGGAAGGCCUUAUCAAGAUGGCAGAUCUGACUAUUAAUCUGGCUGCGAUCUGUACUCCCGCGGAUUAUAAUACGCGGCCUUUGGAUACGAUUUACAGCAAUUUUAUUGAUGCCUUACCUGUGGUGAAGUACUGCUCAGAGAAUAACAAGCGUUUAAUUCAUUUCUCAACUUGUGAGGUUUAUGGUAAAACUAUUGGUAGCUAUCUUCCUAAAGAUAGCCCUCUUCGCCAGGAUCCUGCUUACUACAUUCUUAAAGAAGAUGAAUCCCCCUGCAUUUUUGGUUCCAUCGAGAAGCAAAGAUGGUCUUAUGCAUGCGCAAAGCAAUUGAUCGAGAGGCUGAUAUAUGCUGAGGGUGCAGAGAAUGACCUUGAGUUUACCAUUGUGAGACCUUUCAACUGGAUUGGUCCCAGGAUGGACUUCAUUCCCGGCAUUGAUGGCCCAAGUGAGGGCGUUCCCAGGGUUUUGGCAUGCUUUAGCAAUGCUCUUCUGCGCCAUGAGCCACUCAAGCUUGUAGAUGGUGGUGAAUCCCAGAGAACAUUUGUUUAUAUCAAGGAUGCCAUUGAAGCUGUUCUUUUGAUGAUUGAAAAUCCAGCCAGAGCUAAUGGCCAUAUUUUCAAUGUGGGAAACCCGCACAAUGAAGUGACCGUGAGGCAACUUGCUGAAAUGAUGACAGAGGUUUAUUCAAAGGUAAGUGGAGAACCUGCUCUGGAGGUGCCAACUGUGGAUAUCUCCUCAAAAGAAUUUUACGGUGAAGGAUAUGAUGAUAGUGAUAAGAGAAUUCCAGACAUGACCAUUAUCAAUAGACAACUUGGUUGGAACCCGAAGACAUCACUGUGGGACUUGCUUGAAUCGACCCUCACUUACCAACACAGGACAUAUGCGGAAGCAAUUAAGCUGGUGAUUGCAAAGCCAACUUCCAGCUAAGGAACUGAAGAACACUUUGAGAAGGGGUAAUAUCUUGGAUAGGUUGUUUGUUGUUGUUAGCAUAAGUCCAAUUCUUUGUCGACGGAAAUCUUAAAUAUCGUAACAUUCGGAACCAAUAUACGCUACAAAUUUUUUGUCUUUCCAGUGUCGGUAGUUCAAUGGCUCCCAGUAGCUCGGAAAAUGUCUGUUUGGGAUGAUGAUAUUAUUCUGAAAAGGUAUUAGGUAAAUGUUUUAGAUCUGGUGUUGCUGUUGUAAGUUGUUACAUAAUCCCGGGGGGUAUUAUACGAAGUUGGUUUUUGUUUCUGUAGUAGAGGUUUGCUUUGAUCUGUUUUGGCAUCCCUCUGUUUUGUUUCUAUUAAAGAAUGUGUUGUAUUAAUUUGAUAUAUGAUAAUCUCUUUCAUAA